AUGGCAUCAAGGUUUGAAAAGGAGCUUGAGUUUGUACAACUGCUUUGCAACCCGGACUAUUUGAGAUGGUUACAUACCGAAGGAUAUUUUGAAUCAAGCGAGUUCAAGCAGUACCUGAAGUACUUAGAAUACUGGAAAUCACCUGGAUAUUCGAAGUUUCUUGUGUAUCCGCAAUGCCUGGUGGUUUUGCAGUAUCUCAAUCGAAGUGAUGUUGAAGAUGUGUUUGCCAGUGGGUUUCUGCAGCAUCUUGGAGAGCAACAGCACUUUAUCUGGCUGAACAAGCACAAAGAGAAUUGGAAUAGAAAGUAA
Molecule: messenger RNA, 309 nt
Organism: Ordospora pajunii
Lineage: Eukaryota; Fungi; Microsporidia; Ordosporidae
Product: SOH1-like protein
Exons: 1
Coding region: 1-309 (102 amino acids)
Biological process (GO): regulation of transcription by RNA polymerase II
Cellular component (GO): core mediator complex; mediator complex
Molecular function (GO): transcription coregulator activity
Source: RefSeq, a predicted model, not a curated record